AUGGACGUCAAAACAGCAAAGCGAAGAAAACUUACCGACAAAUCUCUACCGAAUGUAAUCCUUCAAAACCCUGAAUUCGCAGAGGACUCCAAGAUGUAUCAAAGCCUUUUAGAUAUGGAGAGAAAACUAGACUGGACAAUGACGAGAAAGAGGGUAGACAUCCAGGAUUCGUUGUCUAGGACUCCCACUACGACACGAACAUUACGGAUAUUUCUCAGUCACACCGUAUCUUGCCAACCCUGGCAAACGGAUGAGCACGCGAACCUGGAAAAUGGAGAGAACAUCCCCGCAUGGCAAUUCAAAAUUGAAGGACGGCUUUUAGAGCUCCCGAAUCAACGUGCAAAAGAUAAAACGCCACCGAGAAAGUUCUCGACGUUUAUAAAGAGGAUGGUCGUUGAACUCGAUCGAGAUACGAAAUUGUAUCCAGAAAGCAAUAUUGUUGAGUGGCCACGGGCAACCGGGUCCCAAAAUCCUCUUAUGGACGGAUUCACUGUUCGACGCACAGGCGAUACACCGACCGCCGUUAGAGUCGUUAUCUUCCUCGACCAUUAUCCAGAACAGUUCAAGGUUGCCCCAGAACUUGGCAAUAUACUCGCAAUCAAAGAAGAAAGUCGGUUAGGCGUUGUACAGGCAUUAUGGAGUUACAUCAAAAUCAACGGACUACAGGAUAAGGCAGACAGGAGGAUGGUUCAUGCAAAUGCAGAAUUGAGACCGAUCUUCGGUGGCCACGAAACUGUUCCGUUUGCGAAACUUCCCGAGUUCGUAACACGAUAUUUAAUGCCUCCCGAGCCCAUCUUGCUACACUAUCAACUUGACCCCUCUAUGUUACCUCCGGAGAGACCUUCAGCUUGGGAUGUGGAGAUUAAGAUGGAGGAUGCAGCAGCCAAAGCCAGGCUGGGGGUGUUAAUACAGCCGAAUAAAGAAGCCACCGUACAGAUCACUAAGAUGGAUGAAGAGAUUGCAUUGCUCGCACAAUCCUUACACAACUCACACCUGAAGCGAACUUUCCUUGAGUCUUUCGCGAACGAUCCGGCGUUGUUUAUCCAAACGUGGUUGGAAAGCCAGUCGAGAGAUUUAGAAACGAUACUCGGGAGCGGACCUACGGAAGGGCUGACCGUUCGGCAGGAAGAGUUGAGGAGGAGUGAGUUCUUCAAAUUACCGUGGGUCGAGGAGGCGGUUGCGGUACAAGAAGGGCUUAGACUGGCGGCAAAGGCUAAUCAGCAGCAGACGACGUAA
This is a messenger RNA of Marasmius oreades (fairy-ring Marasmius), 1236 nucleotides long. RefSeq lists its product as uncharacterized. NCBI's taxonomy places the organism in Eukaryota, Fungi, Basidiomycota, Agaricomycetes, Agaricales, Marasmiaceae. Bases 1 to 1236 code for a protein of 411 amino acids. Gene Ontology annotation, biological process: regulation of transcription by RNA polymerase II. The transcript is spliced from 9 exons. Gene Ontology annotation, cellular component: SWI/SNF complex; nucleus. The record is from RefSeq and is a predicted model, not a curated record.